This is a messenger RNA of Felis catus (domestic cat), 2452 nucleotides long. RefSeq names its product ameloblastin (gene AMBN). The record is from RefSeq and is a predicted model, not a curated record. Bases 1 to 1953 code for a protein of 650 amino acids. Lineage: Eukaryota; Metazoa; Chordata; Mammalia; Carnivora; Felidae. Gene Ontology annotation, molecular function: structural constituent of tooth enamel. Gene Ontology annotation, biological process: odontogenesis of dentin-containing tooth. The transcript is spliced from 15 exons.
AUGGUUUAUGACAGUGAGAGCCACAGACUUUACACUGUAGUAAGCUCUGGGACAGAGCAGAAAGACAAUUCAGCCACUUAUCCAACACACUACAGUGAAACGCUCUUAAGAGUUAGAGCAGGCAUCAAAGGCCACAAGGCCUACCCAAGCAAGACAGUCCUUGUGAAGUGGGUUUAUAAUGGCUAUCACCUGGCAGGUAAUAAUCCAGAAGAGAAACAAAUGAAUCAUCAUUUUCAUAUACAAAGCAAGCAGGUGUUACUUGGCAAGCUGCCAAGAACUGCUGUAUCCGUUGCACAUACUUCUGCUAUAAACUCCCUUGUUUGCAAAGGAUCAAUGCAAAUUUAUUCACGGUCAGUCCAGGGGAGCGGUGCUGGGCGUGCAGGCCCAAGCCUGCCUCCAGGGCGCAGCCUCCGCACCACCACACCCCUUCUUGCCCUGGCCCUGGGGGCUGAGGGUCAGCGCUUCCUGAGGACGCUGCAAGCUCUGCUCUCCCCGCGUAAAUUGACAGACAGACAUGAAUGGAUAACAACAGAAAAAUGCCUGCCUGAAGCUGGGACCACACUGAACGAACAAGAUGAGUGUGGUGCAUUGGAAUGUGUGAAAGCUGCUAGUGAACUCUAUUCUCCUCCAGCAGGAGAAGUAACUGAAAUUAAUGAAGCUCUUGAGGAAAAUCCAGCACUUGUCAACAAAUUUUGCUAUCAAGAUGUAAAGAUCCCACUUUCCAAAAUGAAGGACCUAAUACUGAUCUUUUGCCUCCUGGAAAUGAGUUCCGCAGUGCCGAUGUUUCCUCAGCAACCUGGAACACCAGGCAUGGCUAGCUUGAGCCUGGAGACAAUGAGACAGUUGGGAAGUUUGCAGGGAUUAAAUAUGCUUUCUCAGUAUUCAAGAUUUGGUUUUGGAAAGUCAUUUAAUUCUUUGUGGAUGCAUGGUCUCCUGCCACCACAUUCUUCUUUCCCAUGGAUGAGACCAAGAGAGCAUGAAACUCAACAGUAUGAAUAUUCUUUGCCUGUACAUCCCCCACCUCUCCCAUCGCAGCCAUCCCUGCAGCCUCAACAGCCAGGACAGAAACCUUUCCUCCAGCCUACUAUUGUAACCGCCAUCCAGGACGCAGCCCAGAAGGGAGGACCUCACCCUCCAGUUUACCAGGGACAACCGCCCUUGCAGCAAGCAGAGGGGCCAAUGCUUGAACAGCAGGUGGCACCAUCAGAUAAGCCACCAAAGGCCGAGCUACCAGGAAUGGAUUUUGCUGAUCCACAAGGCCCAUCAGUGUUCCAAAUAGCUCGUUUGAUAUCUCGGGGACCAAUGCCACAAAAUAAACCUUCUCCACUUUAUCCAGGAAUAUUUUACAUGUCCUAUGGAGCAAAUCAAUUGAAUGCUCCUGCCAGACUUGGCAUCAUGAGCUCAGAAGAAAUGGCGGGAGGCAGAGGAGGCCCCAUGGCCUAUGGAGCCAUGUUCCCAGGAUUUGGAGGCAUGAGGCCUAACCUUGGCGGGAUACCCCACAAUCCAGCCAUGGGUGGGGAUUUUACUCUGGAAUUUGACACCCCAGUCGCCGGAACCAAAGGCCCUGAGAAGGGCGAAGGAGGUGCACAAGGCUCCCCCAGGCCGGAUGUCAACCCGGCCGAUCCGGAAAACCCAGCUCUCCUUCCAGAGGUAGCACCUGGUGCCCUGGGAGGGCUUCUUGCUCACCCAAAGGGCAACGACCCCAGCCUGGCAAGAGGUCCUGCAGGGCAGAGUGGGGGACCCCCCAGGGUCACCCCAGCAGAAGCUGACCCACUGAUGACCCCUGGAUUAGCAGAUAUUUAUGAGACCUAUGGUGCCGACGUGACCACACCCCUGGAAGAAACGCCCACAGAUACCACAGCCAUCCCAGACACUCAGCAAACAUCCAUGCCAGAAAACAAGGCCCAGCAGCCCCAGAUCAUGCAUGAUGUGUGGCAUUUCCAAGAGCCCUGAGAGCUUUGAGAUUAUCAGCUACUUUCUGUAUGCACAAGCUCCCCAGCUUUGUCCCUAUAGUAUAUCUCUUUACUGAAACACUUACUACCCUGCCGCAGCAAAGGCGUUAAAAAUGCUGAGCAUAUAUUAAUAAAUACAAGUGGCUAGAAAUAGUGUAGGUCCCCUUCUUGCUUUCAUUCUCUUAUUGAAAUAAAAUGUGUUGGCUUUCUCUGUGAUUUAGAAAUUCUAUUAAUGACAUCAGAGCAAGUUUAAGGGUCUCUGCAUGUGAAAAUCGCUGUUUCUUAGCUGUCUUGGGCACUAUAGAAUUUCUCUCUCCAGCAUGACAGUCAUAUCCAGGAAAUGCAACAUUGCUUUGGAAAUUUUUCUCCAAGCAAAGGCACAUAUUCUCAGAAUUAUGAGAGACACCAUUCAAACAUUAUUAAACAGGGAUGGGUGAACAAUCCCUGACUGGUAUUACUGGGUUUGGUAAUAUUGGAUUUAAAAUUCUCAUUGUAGAGUA